AUGGAGCGCCUUCCCCCUAACAGAAGACGGUCGAAGGUGCCGCCAGAGCAGAGGAAACGAGUCUCCAGAGCAUGCAACGGUUGUAACGUUCGACGCAUCAAAUGUACUGGCGACAAGCCCUGCCGACAAUGCCGUUCGGCAGGCCGGUCAUGCGAGUAUCCUUCCGCCGCGGAAGAGAGAAUCACUAUAUCCCGCGCAACCUACGAGGACCUGCAGGCUAGCGAACAGUUCCUGCAGAAGUGCCUUAGCGCGGCGAUCCCGUCGGAGAAAGACCGUCUGGAACUGAUGAGACGGGUCCGGACUGCACACGACCCUUCUCCCUCUCAGAGUGGUAGUGCGACUCCUCUGAAGAACCUCAAUUCUUCCGACUCAGACGAAGUCUUGGACGGAGGCCGUCUACUAGCCGAUCCGGACGGCCACCGGAGAUAUCUAGGUAAUUCGUCCGGCGCGGCCUUCCUGGACCAACUUCGGGAGUUUGCCAGCACGGUAUUGCCACUGGUCUCCCAUGGGGAUGGCUGUCUAGGCCCGUCGCAGAUGGAGGAUUCAUUCGCCGCCUUGCUGGGUCGAUAUCAGACGCAUGACUCUCGUCCGCUGUUUCUCCCACAGGUUGAUCCAUAUCAUCUCCCAUCAUUAACCGAGGCAGAGACACUUCUUUCUACCUUGCCCAGUUUUGACGAGCAAACGAACCACACACUGCGACAAGCCUAUUCUCCCCAGCUGCUCGACGGUCUGUCUAUGCGGUCGAGCCUUCUGGCCAUCUUGAAUGCUGCAUUGGCUGUGGCCAGCAAACAAGCAACAGCCACUCGGACAGUGGGUUCCGAGCCGAGUCAGAGUUACUUUGCGCGCGCGAAACUGCUGCUCCAAAACCCCCUGGAAACCGCCACUCCAGCCCAUAUCCCGUGUCUUUCCAUGAUGGGCUACUAUCUCCUGGGCGAGAAUCGCAGAGACGCCGCUUACUCCUACAUCCGACUGGCAGGGCACAUCGCCAUCACGUAUGGAUUCCAUGAAAGCUGGAUGACGGGCGAAAGGGAGAAACGCCAGUUUUGGACGGUCUACGUGCUUGACAGGUUCGUGAGCUGUCUUCUCGGACGGCCCAACAUGAUAUCAGAUGAUGAUAUCGGAGUUGACUUGCCCAAGGAUGAGCCUGGACUUCCAUGUGCCGAGGGCCUUCGUGCCCACGUACAACUGGCCAGGAUCAUAGGCCUCGCUAUGAGCAAAAUAUACGGUCAUCGACGGGGCCACGUUCUUGGAGUGAGCCAUAUCCCCGCUUUCCUCGCGGAUUUGGAGAGAUGGUGCUCGCAGUUACCUCCUUCCUUAAAUGUCUCUCGUUGUUCUGCACAAGGAGCAAACCGCGAUCUAUUGUCUCUACACAUGACCUACAAUCAGACAAUCAUCCUUCUUACCAGACCGCUCUUGUUUUCUGCAGUCAAACAUGCCGUGGCUCGCUGUUUUGUACCUUAUCCUGCGGACCCAAAGAAGCUGCCGAAUGAGCAGCUCUUGAGUGUCUGUACAACCGCCGCGCAAAAGAACGCGGAACUGUUCCACCAUCUGUGGGAGACAAUCGUCUCUAGAGACACGUCCGGACUGACGAUGGUCGACUACCACAAUUCGUUCAACGCGGCGUUGAUCCUGGAACUUGUGCGUCUUCGGAACCCAACCGCUCAUGUCGCCAGCACGGACGACACGAACUCGGUGCACAUUACGACCAUCACCGACGUUCUGCGGAUUGCUGGCCAGAAGGCAAUAAUACCCAAUCGUCAGCAGCAAAGGCAGACUCUAGCUGUGAUAAUGUACGGCAUGAAGAUGAAGAUCAAGAUCUGA
This is a messenger RNA of Rasamsonia emersonii CBS 393.64, 1821 nucleotides long. RefSeq names its product N-terminal binuclear Zn cluster-containing/DNA binding domain-containing protein. Lineage: Eukaryota; Fungi; Ascomycota; Eurotiomycetes; Eurotiales; Trichocomaceae. The transcript is spliced from 7 exons. Gene Ontology annotation, molecular function: DNA binding; zinc ion binding; DNA-binding transcription factor activity, RNA polymerase II-specific. The coding region runs from base 1 to 1821 and encodes 606 amino acids. The record is from RefSeq and is a predicted model, not a curated record. Gene Ontology annotation, biological process: regulation of DNA-templated transcription; DNA-templated transcription.